AUGCCUGCCCAGAAGGACUUGAUCAGCGACCAGGCGUAUGCUCAAUCGCACAUCUUCAGACCUGGGUCACCCAACUACGACACCACGGUUGCGCAGCUGAAGGUGGCCAUGCACACGACCAUUUCAGCCGCUAUGGGAGGCAGCGCCUCUGCCAUUGGCUUCAUCGGAGCCCUCGUCUACCAGGCGGCUUCCAUGUUCCCGCAGAAGAUGAAGGUUGAUGACCGAGUGGAUGCGAGCUUGAACCACCACCAUGCCUGGUUUGGAUUCAGCUGCAAGCCCGUUAGCGACGCCGAGCCGACCUGCAUGACUGGUAUCGGAGGUAGAGCUAUUGCUGCACAGGCGAUUAUGGCGCUAGUGAUCAUCGCUUGGGCGGGAACUCUUUCCAGGCCUUGCCUUAUUCGAAUUGAAGAUGACGGGCAAGCCACGCUGCUACGCAUUGACGAAGACACGGAGGAGACCGGCAUGGAUCUAACACAGCACUCUCCUCCAAAGGCCUAUGCGAUUGGUCCGGCGCAGUCUCCACCCUACUAG
Symbiodinium necroappetens is the source of this 531-nucleotide messenger RNA. The record is from the annotation of a GenBank genome assembly. Lineage: Eukaryota; Dinophyceae; Suessiales; Symbiodiniaceae.